This is a messenger RNA of Anopheles marshallii, 1047 nucleotides long. RefSeq lists its product as uncharacterized. Lineage: Eukaryota; Metazoa; Arthropoda; Insecta; Diptera; Culicidae. The transcript is spliced from 2 exons. Bases 1 to 1047 code for a protein of 348 amino acids. The record is from RefSeq and is a predicted model, not a curated record. Gene Ontology annotation, molecular function: zinc ion binding. Gene Ontology annotation, cellular component: nucleus.
AUGAGUGGCACUAGAAGUGUUCCAUUUGGUAAGGAUUUGCCACCACCCCUUGUACCACUGCCUAGUUGCCAUGCUCGCGUGAAACAACUGCAGGCUCGACUAUUUAACGGAGUUCCACUGUCGACGAGUUACAUAGCCAACUGUCGAUUAUGUUUGGGCAGCAACUUUGGCGAAAAAAGCACCACCAUCAUCGAGGAACGACUCUGCACCAUGUUGAAGCACGUAUUUCCUUUCCCGAUUAACAAUCAAAUAGGACUACCGAUGAACGUUUGCACUGAAUGUUACAAAUCGGUACAGAUAUUUUACGGAUACAGUCAUCAAGUGCAGAUUAAUCAGCAGAAACUGCAAGAAUCAUUGGUGAAAGCAGAGUGCCUGGACUAUACUGAAAUCAAUAAUGCCGUGCUGAAGAGAACAAAAUACCCCGGCGUAAAACAAGAAAAAAUUGAAUCUGGCAUAAGGGAAAGACUGUAUGUGGGAAGUGAAGAAUCUCAGAAGAAUUAUGAGAAAAAGCUCCUAAUUGAUACAGAUGUACAAAGCAAAACGGAAGUUGAUGAGGCACAUCAAGGUGAGAAUCCACCUUCGCAACCGCCGUGCGACGAUGAGAAGCCAUUGCGAACUGCAGCAAAGGUUGGAUCUGUUAGCACAAUUGAAGCAGCAAAAGGUAAUACGAGGACUGGAUUAUCUUUGGUAGAAUGCAAGAGAAACGCAAAUGGAAAUGAUACAAAAGAUAAGAAUGCAGAAUCAUCCCCGAUAGCGCUUAGUUGUGCCAGGAAGAAAACACGCUAUUCAUCCGACGAAAGCAAUUGUAAAACAUUUGAACAGAACGCCACGGACCUUGCCAACCGUUUGGAGUUGAAGCCUAUGUUGAACGUAUGUUGUACAUGUAAACAAAGAUUUGAUAAACAUGAUCAAUUGCUAUACCACCAGAAAACUCACUUGAUGAAAGAGUGUCCAAUAUGUAAUCAAUCGAUACAGUAUACUCUACUGGCAAAACAUGUAAUAAAGGAGCACGCGGAACGUGAUCGUUGGGAAAAGAAAACAAAAUAG